AACAUUUGUGAGAAAGCAGCAACGUAACAAUGGCCGGCAUGUACACAAAACAACAUAGAUGUYCAUUUUGUGUCAUAUAAAUAAAAUAAACAUGGAAAAGGAGGAAUGUUUGAAGACAAUUAUUAAUAUUGUCCGUAUUGUCAAUACAGUACAUGAAGUGUUCCAGGACCUCAAUAUAAACUCCCGAAGGUGGUGGGUUCGUCCUGUCAAUAUCUCACGCGAAGAGGAACGAUUCUACAAAACUUGCAUCAAACAACUUCAGGAAAUGGAUGAGGAGCAUUUUUAUAAAGCUACGAGAAUGAGAGUUGCUAAUUACAAUUUAUUGUUGUCGCUAUUAAAGCCACGACUACCACGUUUUGCAUAUAGAAAACCAAUUCCGCCUGAUACUCGUUUGGUGGUCACAUUAAUUUUCUUGGCACAAGGAUGUAAUUUCAAUAUUCUAUCGUGGUCUUUCAAACUUGGAGUUUCGACAGUCCGAAAAAUUAUAUAUGAAAYAUGUGACGCUAUUUGGGAUGAAUUGCAUGAUGCAUAUUUGUUAACACCAAACUCACACGAACUUCGAGAUAUUGCAAACAAGUUCUGUGUAAAUACUGGAAUGCCGAAUUGCUUAGGAGCUAUAGAUGGGAAGCACAUUCGUAUAAAAAGCCCAAGAAAUAGCGGAUCGUUGUACUACAAUUAUAAAAAAACGUUUAGCAUUGUACUAAUGGCAGUGAGUGAUGCUAAUUACGUGUUCACAUAUGUUGAUGUCGGUGCUCUAGGAAGCCAAAGUGACGGUGGAAUAUUUG
Messenger RNA from Bactrocera latifrons, 785 nucleotides. RefSeq lists its product as uncharacterized. Lineage: Eukaryota; Metazoa; Arthropoda; Insecta; Diptera; Tephritidae. The record is from RefSeq and is a predicted model, not a curated record.